Molecule: messenger RNA, 1287 nt
Organism: Hypoxylon trugodes
Lineage: Eukaryota; Fungi; Ascomycota; Sordariomycetes; Xylariales; Hypoxylaceae
Exons: 2
Coding region: 1-1143 (380 amino acids)
Source: RefSeq, a predicted model, not a curated record
AUGCUACAAAUCUCUUAUUCUCGCCCAUGGUCAUUCUCUCUUUCUGAUAAAGACCUCAUUGAGACCACACAAUACGAGCCAUCAAGGCUCACUUCUACAUCAUUCAAAAUAAAUAUUCCGAAGAAAAUAUCCUUUCCAGAUCCGCCACGUCCCCCAACUCCAGGGCCACCUCCACGGCCACCCCCAAUCCCUCCCCGUCCGCCGGUACCGACACCGCCACCCAGUCCAAACUCUUCAACGGAAAUGGAGUGGCUCGAGGAGCUUGUGACUAAGCAGUUAUCUAUUAUUGCUGUGCGACUUCUCGAUGUCUGGUUCACCCCAGGCGGGCCCGUCUCACUUCCUCAGCCCCCGCGCCCACCUACACCAGGUCCCAGACCAGGACCAAUAGGCCCUCGACCAGACGUACCUACGCCCCCGCCAAGUCCACGACGGAGACUAGCGAGUGGCAAGAAUCUCGAGUCGAAUUACAGUAAUGUCGACAUCAAAGUUAGUGACCUUGGCACGACUCUGUUGGGGCAGGUGCUCUACGAACACUUGGCCUUUCAGCCUUAUAUGUUUACUUCGCUUCUCAAGAUGACGCAGUCGCCAUAUGAUUCGCGCGAAGAAGCCAACAUGGACAACGAGGGAGAGCUAUACGAUAAUAAGCUUACCGAUUGUCCGGAUGAUCCAAGUGAAACGAGAUUAUUGCGUGCUGCCAUCUUUAAUCUAGCCCCCAAGCAAGUAUCAGAUCCCCACAUGUCUUACCUCGAUUCCUACACAGCGAACGAGUCAUAUUCUUCAAACCAGACCCUCUAUAUCGGUACUGGAACUCUUAGGAACGACUCAGGCCAUUUCCAGGCUCCAUCAUUAGGGCAACUAGCAAAGACGCGUCCUGAUUCGUUCGAUAUUUUUCAGGGGUUGUCCAAUAUGGCUAUCACAUCUGCCAUCACAGAUGUACCUGCUAGGACCGAUCGUCAAGGUCUGUCAUCUCAGACACCCCCUACACCGAAAACAGCUCCCGUUCUUGCAGUGCUCGGCCGACAACACGCAUAUCCGUCUCACGGCAGCUCGGCCCCAGCAGGUAUCGCCACGCCGUUCGAUGGUGUCGGCCUGAUCGAUCGGCCCGCCUCUUCUCGUGAGCUCGGUUGGGCCGUGUGUUUUUAGGAAUUAUGCUCAAUUCGCACUCGGGAAGUAAGCGGCUCUCAAAGUACAUCAGAAGCUAGCUCGCUGCCGCUUACUGAGUGAGUUCCAGCAAAUUAUACGGCCGAAUGGCUUCUGAUCCAUGCGAUUGGCGUGCGUUAGUACGAC